Molecule: messenger RNA, 1657 nt
Organism: Gracilinanus agilis (Agile Gracile Mouse Opossum)
Lineage: Eukaryota; Metazoa; Chordata; Mammalia; Didelphimorphia; Didelphidae
Gene: DDIT4L
Product: DNA damage inducible transcript 4 like
Exons: 3
Coding region: 221-796 (191 amino acids)
Biological process (GO): negative regulation of signal transduction
Cellular component (GO): cytoplasm
Source: RefSeq, a predicted model, not a curated record
GGGCGGGGGGCUCUGGUGGCCACUGCUGGGUGCCUGCAGGGCAGUACACUACUGCCCCCCGCCCAGAGAAAGGGUGCUUUCAAAAGGGGGCGCUUGGGGCGGACUUUCCUUUUGUUUUUCCACUGAGCUCCAGGCAUCCCGUGUCCGCAAGUGUCACUACUGUAAAGUCAAGACAGUGUGCUGUUCCCCUCGCACUGCAGGAUACACAGUGUGGUUCACCAUGGUUGCAACUAGCAGCUUAAGCAGUAAAAAUUCGGCCAGCAUUUCAGAGUUGAUAGACCGUGGCUUUCCGCCUGGAAGUCUAACUGAUUUUGACUACUGGGAUUAUGUCAUGCCAGAACCCAACCUCAACGAGGCAAUAGUCGAAGAGACAACUUGCCAGAGCUUGGCUAAAAUGCUGGAAAAUUGCCUGUCCAAAUCCAAGCAGACCAAACUUGGCUGCUCCAAGGUUCUUGUGCCUGAGAAACUGACCAAGAGAAUAGCUCAAGAUGUGUUACGCCUGUCUUCCCCUGAGCCCUGUGGCCUUCGAGGCUGUAUUAUCCAUGUGAACUUGGAAACUGAAAAUGUAUGUAAGAAGCUGGAUAAGAUUGUGUGUGAUGCUAGUGUGGUACCUACCUUUGAGCUUACCCUGGUGUUUAAGCAGGAAAACUGUUCAUGGUCUAGCUUCAAAGACUUUUUCUUCAGCAAAGCUCGUUUCACAUCUGGCUUUAGGAGAACUCUGAUUCUCAGCCCAGGGUUUAGACUUGUCAAAAGGAAGCUUUACUCAUUGAUUGGAACAGUCAUUGAAGAGUGCUAGAAAAAUCUCUCUUGCUGACUUCUAAUAGAUUGUGCCACUGCUUGGUUUGAUGUCACUCGUAGCUUGUUUGGCCUCAUCAAGAAACCCCAGGUUUAACCCAUCUGACAUAUGUGUUCCUUAUUCAGCACAACCUCAAGUAUUUUGCUCCAAAGCAUUCAUUUUGAGGCCUGGCCAAAACAUCCCCAAGGGAGUACACACUUUCCACUGAUUAAAGCCAGAGUCACUGAAAAAUAGGAAGGAGCAGGAGGGAACCCAGGGAGCAGUUGCCUUCAUUUGGAGAGCCGUAUCUCUCUGCUCAGACCAUCCUUUCAGAGACAGGCAGCCUACUUAGUCAUUAAGUAAUUAGUCACAUCCAACAGGUCAGGCCUGGAGCUUUAACUUGUUGACGAGAUGAAUGACAUUUUGCUUAGUUUGCUUUUAAUAAUGGCACUUUCAAAGUGCUCGAACAGAAUCCUUCCAACCAUAUAGCCUUAUUAAGCGAAGCUCAGCCAAUACAAAAACUUCAGGAAGCACAGAAAACCAACAUUCCUAUCUUGUGUUGAAGGGUUCUGAUCCCACCAGGUGGACCUUAAGUCUCUGUGCUUGACUUAAAACUGACUCUUGGAAAGAACUGAUUAGGAAUGUUACAGAGACAACCCUCUUGUCACGUCCCCUCUGAAUUUGAAGCUGGGGGUGGGGUGGAGUGGGGGAGUGGAGGGGAGCAAUCUUGCAUUAUAACUUUCAACAAAUGUAUUUACUCAACUUUAUUGUAAAGUAUGCACUCAAUUUUUAAAGGGUUCUGUAUUGCACAUUACUUUUUUCUUCUUAAAAUCCUUACCUGCUGUCUUAGAAUUGAUACUAAAUGGGGACAGCUGGGUAGCU